CGUCAGCGAUAGAAACGUGACAAGCAUCGUCAACGGCGUGUAUGCACCAAUCAUGUGACACACACACAAACAGGAAACUAGAAAACAAUCAUAACUGAAAAUAGGAGCUGAUGCCACCCAAAACCAAAUAAAAUACAAUAGAAUGUAAAGAAUUAAUACAAAACACAUAUAGAAAAACUGAUUAUUAUAAGGUAUUAAAACAUUGUGUGUAUUAUUAAAAACUGAUUAUUAUAAGGUAUUAAAACAUUGUGUGUAUUAUUCAUAAUAAUUUUAAACUCAUUUUGUGCUUUUAGGUGUAUAUGUAUUUAUGGCUAUGAACAGGAAGGACAAGAUUGCAUUGCCAUAAACCAUUGCAGCAAACCCUCAACUCAAUGCAGCUCACAGGCUAAUUGUGUUUAUGAUGGGCCUGGUAGAUACCACUGUGAGUGUAAAGCAAACUAUGAAGGUGAUGGCAUGGAAUGCACCCCUGUAAACCCCUGCACUCAUCCAUCAAUGGGGAACUGCCACCAACAUGCUACAUGUUAUUACACCUCACCUGGACAGAAUACUUGUGCAUGUAAUGAAGGAUAUAUUGGAGAUGGAUAUGAUUGUUCACUUACAAAUUCCUGCACUGGUCUCUGUCAUCCACAGGCUACAUGUGAAGACAUAGAGGGUGUGCCACAUUGCAUUUGUGGAAAUGGUUACCAUGGAGAUGGAAUCGUCUGCUACAGCAACAUUGCUAUUGAGAUAGCUAGUAAUUCAAUACUGAUCAAUUUCAAUAACUUACUAAUGGUAAGUCUAAAACAAUUAUUCAUUUGGUUACUGACACAGACUAUUGUUUCCAUAACUGACACAGACCAGUUCUUUGAUUACUGA
Anneissia japonica is the source of this 855-nucleotide messenger RNA. RefSeq names its product stabilin-2-like. The record is from RefSeq and is a predicted model, not a curated record. The transcript is spliced from 5 exons. Lineage: Eukaryota; Metazoa; Echinodermata; Crinoidea; Comatulida; Comatulidae. The coding region runs from base 454 to 855 and encodes 133 amino acids.